UCGCUUCCGUUUUUUUUUUCUCCCCCUUCCGCCGUGAAAAGAAUCAUCGUUGGAGAGAAAGAACCGGAGCCGUGCUCGUCUCAGCACCUCCAGAGGAACCCCGGUCUGGCAUGGGCGACAAGCGGAGUCCCACAAGGCCGAAGCGUCAACCGAAGCCCUCCGACGAGGGGUUUUGGGACUGCAGCGUGUGCACGUACAAGAACACGGCCGAGGCUUUCAAGUGCAUGAUGUGUGAUGUGAGGAAGGGGACUUCAACAAGGAAGCCUCGUCCCGUCUCUCAGCUCGUCUCACAGCAGCAGGUUACUCAGCAGUUUGUGUUGCCCUCGCAGCCCAAAAAGGAAAAGAAGGAGAAGGUAGAGAGGGAGAAGACCGACAAGGAGCCGGCGCUCAAGAAGAACAGUCACAAGAAGAUGAGGCCUAGAUUGAAAAACAUCGACAGGAGCAGCGCCCAGCACCUGGAGGUGACGGUUGGGGACCUGACGGUCAUCAUUACAGACUUUAAGGAGAAGGUCAAGCCCUCGCCCACCUCAGCCACGUCCUCCAGCGCCGCGUCAUCGGUGGUCGACCACCACAGCCAGAACGGCUCCAGCUCAGAAAACACAGAGAAGGGGCUUUCUCGCUCCUCCUCACCCAGGGGAGAGGGGAGCUCAGUCAACGGAGAGUCCCAUUGAGUCCCGCCACCCCCCCUCAAAUCCUCAGCCACCUCCAGCCACAUCUCAUCUGCAAGUCACUGGAAGGGAAUCCUACUUUUACUUUAGAGCUGCACACUUUAUCAUUUACUUUUUUGCUGGAAUUGUGACUCCCAGUCUUUGUCAGAGCAAGGUGCCAACCCAUCAGCUUUGGCAAAUUCUCCACGUUUAGAAACUGACCUAGAAACCCUUAGCGCAUCUUGGAUGAUGCAGUAGACUACAUAAAACAAAAAUUGGACAAAGGAUGAUGAAGGGUGAUGGACCUUUGCAUUUUUCAUCCUCUAUGGUUCCCUUCAGAUGCACCGGCCUCUCAAGAUUUCCAAUAUUUUUACUGAACAAAUGUGCAGCCUCCACCCUGGUAUUGUGCUCAGUGGCCGGCAGAGUGACCCAUUCGUCCCCCAUGUGGAAUGGAAUUCUCAGCCACUGCCUGGAUUCUCUACCUACCUUGUCAUAAACCUGAACCGUCUCGUUCCCCAGUGUCCUCACACUGAACUCUCAAUGUGACAGUGAACAUUUGCUCCUGAUCUUGACACUCCAAGGAUUUGACUUCAGGACUGCGUCUGCUGAAGAGAGACUUCUGACACAGCAGAGUGGCCUCACUGGUGGAACCGUUUGUUGAUUUCCAUUAUGUUCGGAGCAAGGUUGUUUCGUUCAGUGAUGCUCAACAUGUCCUCACAAUGGCACCUGGCAGAGAAUGUACAGCACAUGAUUUCAAAAGGGUAAUACCGGUGUUAAGUUUGUUUUUUAAAUUUGCGCCUGAGUCAAUUUGUGAGUAAUUUUUUCUUUUAUCUUAGCGGCCUUUCAUUUUAUUCAGUUUGUAAACACCCACUAACAAACCUACAGUGCAAAACUUUUAUCUCCCCCUUCUGGCAGUGAAAGUAAUGACAAACAUCGUUGACGCAAACAUAACGUCCUAGGCACACCAAUAGUUUCUUUCGUUUCUAUUUUUAACCAGAGUAUCAGAAACUCAAUAGGUUUACGCUAUAGUUGUUAAAGCCAACUCCUGCCUUUUAGGCUCGGCAAACCCAAUCAUUGCUAGCAUUCUCUGGUGUACACUGAAAUACAGUGAGAUUUACCUGGCACUGGUAGACUUAAUCAGCUCAUAGUUUACUUGUUCCACAACAGCUUGAAUGUAACAGACUGCUUUUUCUAUACGCAAGUCCAGUGCUCCAGCUUUAAGUGAUAAUUUUGAUAUAAAACCGAACGAAAAUAAUUGUAAUUUUAUAAGAAAUUUGAAAAGUUGAUUAUAGAGAACUCUCUGGUGAUGUAGCCUUUCAAUCAUUGUGUUGUUUUUCUAAUUUUCUCACAGACCAACCACUGAUCCUCCCCGUCAAGCAAAACAGUUCAGAUCGAGAGCCUAGCUCUCAUGCAGCAGUAGAAGUUCUAACCAGCUACUAGAUAACUAAAAGCUAUUAACAUAGUUCAAAAUAGUUGACGUUAUGCUACCUAGCGAGCAUGAAACAGAAAUUAGCAAGUGGCUGGUUGAUGAAGUCUUUUACAUCAACUAAAUAAACAAUUACUCCAAACAUAUUUAAGAAGCUGUUAUGUUACCUAGAUAGAAUGAAACUAAUGUAAACAGCUGCUUGCUAGACAGAUGGGAGCAGGCAGAAGAAAGCAAAACAUUAGCUAUAACAGCUUAAGUCCAUAAUAUCUCAGGACUGUGUUCCAUGAAGUGAAGUUUUCCAAUAUGACAACUCACUGCAGCUUUUACAAUCAUCCAAGUUUUGUAACUCAUCACUGUCGACGUUAAGCUUCUGCAGAGACGUACAGGAGAGAAACCAACAAACCAUUUAACAGAAUCCAGAAUAGAAAGUCUUUUAAAGGCAAAGAUGGCAGUCGUAAAAUACAUAAAAAGCCGGUCGUCUGCUUUCUUACAUCUGAGCGCGUAAACGCAUUAAACCAAUCUUGUUGCACUGACCUCAGCUUACAGUUUGGGGCCGCAGCUGUUUAAACUGCUACUGCGGCAGAUGCAGUUGGUUGGAGAAGGGAUAAAAGUGGAAUACAAGGCACCAGGGAUUGACUCGUGAUAGAAGUUGAUACCUUGCGCUUGCGUCACAGAACUGUAACUGAAGGGGGAAAAGUGACCAAAACCUUUUUUUAUUUCCGGGCCAAUUCAAUAUAUUCUCAACAUGCAGGUUUUUAUGCCCCAGGGUCCAUUGAAAGUGCAGUUAUGGCCGUCUUUUAUCAUUUAGAUAGGGGACCUGGUCUUGUUAGCCUGAAAUAAUUACCCUUGGGCAUUGCCAAGAUGGCUUCUCUGUGAGACUUUUUGGUCAUACUUUUCUCUUGUGACAUUGAAAAUACAUAAUUUGCCUAACUGGUUACCAAUCCUUAAUUUUUUAAAUGGUACACAGUGGUAACUGUCAAUUACAGGACUUCCCAUAAAACGUUAUAUGGAGGUACUCACGAUGACAAUUGUUGUAGCCUCGAUCUCAUUUGCGUUUUAUUUUCUUCAACAAGAGCCAGUUUCAAACCGUGUUUGUCUGAGUGAGGUUUGUUUCAGAGACAUGAAAGAAACAGUCAGUGAACUGGAAGAUGACAAAAAGGCACUUUGGCCGUACAUGACGCCGGUAUUCUCCUUUUAAUCUCUGCUGCACCUGUUCAGGGUCCGAGUGGAUAACCAGUGGGUGCUCACACUGUUCUGCUGCCAUGCAGGACCCAGCUUGGACAAGGCAGGACUGAAACUUGGGAGUUUGGACAUCUGGACACAUUUAUGAGCCGGAUCCGGGGACAUCCUGCGGUGCGAUGGGACUCAAGAAGCCGUUUGAAUCCUCCAUUUUGACGAAGGACAAAGAGGAGAAACUUUAUAGAGUAUACUAAACUCCCAGCAGAACAAUUAUAGAUCAAGCUAACUACACAUUAACUUAUAAAAAACCUGUAGAAUAAGUACACAGAUAAAAGUGGAUAUUUCUAAAAACAAUAUUGUACUACAAUGUCUUGACGUGGCUUUAUUAUCCAUCAUAUCAGUGUUAUUGUCAAUAUUUUUUACUUUUAAACAUUUUAGCACACAUUCUGAGAACUGUCACAGCAUGAUAAUAUUACGGUCUCGGUAUAUUGUGGGACGGGUUAUGUCUCUUAGUUCGUUAGUAUCUUUUUGAUUGUCGGAGAUGUGCUCUCGCAGGUUCACUGCACUAGCUGGGACUAGGUGGGUGGACUCGUGGGAAUUUGUUCGGACAGACGUUUGUUAUUUGGUUGUUACAAAAGUGGAUGACACUUAAAAAUGUGUUGGUGUCACCUGUUGAUAUUGUUUCCUGUUUGUUUUGCUUUGUCAUGCUCAGUGUGUGAACUUGUUUAUUACAUGUCUGAAGAAAAUAAGAAAAGUCGAAACAAAGAUGUCCUCUUCUGAUGCACACAUUUUUAUGAUUUUCUUUCACACACACAAGCUGUUUUCAUACAUAAACUCAUCGUCAUAAUUAGCCUGCAAUUUGAUCAUUUGUUUAACGUUUACAAUAAAUUAGAGUAGCACAAAAACAGAUUGUGAAUUGACUUCUCUAAAGCAGUUUUUAGACAUGAACUCUGGGAUGAAAACUGGGGCUGAGUAUUGUCCUUUCAUAGACGAGGAACGCACAAGGACAUGUUCACAACAACAACAGGAAAAUGUCCAAAGCAUUCAGGUUGGGGUGAAUCGAGUAAAGCAUGUAGGCAGCAGGGCAUGACGUUUAAAUUCAACUGUUUUCUGUUUGCAGCCAAUUGACAGACGUGGGCCCUCGGCGCCAAAGGCUCUCGAUUCUUUCCAGUUCUUUCCUGCAGAACCACUUGUAUAACAGAUCGUGUUCGUGCAGGUUCAGAGUUUUACAUAACAGAGCGUGCUCAUCAUGCAAAACUAUUGAUUUGAAGUUUGUUUUUAACCAUGCAGUAGUUAGAUCAGAGCUCUGGAUGACAAUUGUAUAUAAGCAUAGGAGUAGUUAAGGUAUGUUUUACCACACUAAUUAAUCAACCACUGCAUCAGUCAAUAACCUCACCCCCCCCCCCCCCCACACUACAUGCAAAUGCAAUUGACGUGCAGCCCUUUUUGUCCAACGCAGCCACCUCAAUAAAGACUAGUCACUUAAAGCCAGGCUGAAUGGUCUUUUCAGGAGGUGAAACCAAUUCAAAGCUGCAGCAGACACAGACUGGAGGUUAGGGGGGUGAGGGGGUUAGUGCUUGGGGGGAGGGGGAGAGGGUCAACACCGCUUAUCGCUCCCUUCCCCCCACGUGAGGGUCUCAACCUCCUGCCUCUGCUGCAUGAAGAGAGUCAAGUGAAGCGGUUUGAACGAGAGAGAGAGAGAGAGAGAGAGAGAGGAGGAGCCGGACGUCUGCGGGGGCCUUCAGAGUAAGAGCACGGAAAGUGGGGCACAGAGAUACAAAAGGUCAUUUUGGACCAAUAAUUUUAAUCAGUAUUUUAUUAUUUUUGUUGCUGUCAAUAUUAUUAAUACAAUGAAAUGUCAAAUAUAAGAAUAAAUUCCAAUUUUUCACUUCUGGCAAUACAGGAGGUUUGAAUUUGUUAAGAAUCAAGAAUGAAUUAAUUUCAAUGUUGAGUGUUGUCCGUUACUAUAUAAUUAUAUAAGUGGCUGCAAUUUAAUAUUUUUUCCCUCAAUUCCAAUGCUGGUAUUGAACGGAAAUGCCCAUAAUCAUACUUCCCAAAAUGGUUAUAGCUCUUGAGCCACUGACCCUUGGCACUAAUACGUUCUUUCUGAAAAGAAAAAGUAGCUUU
Messenger RNA from Platichthys flesus (European flounder), 5379 nucleotides. It is a transcript of the gene yaf2, whose product is annotated as YY1 associated factor 2. Gene Ontology annotation, biological process: positive regulation of DNA-templated transcription. Gene Ontology annotation, cellular component: nucleus. NCBI's taxonomy places the organism in Eukaryota, Metazoa, Chordata, Actinopteri, Pleuronectiformes, Pleuronectidae. Bases 111 to 671 code for a protein of 186 amino acids. The record is from RefSeq and is a predicted model, not a curated record. The transcript is spliced from 4 exons. Gene Ontology annotation, molecular function: transcription coregulator activity; DNA binding.